Megalops cyprinoides (Indo-Pacific tarpon) is the source of this 2013-nucleotide messenger RNA. It is a transcript of the gene rgs9a, whose product is annotated as regulator of G protein signaling 9a. Gene Ontology annotation, biological process: intracellular signal transduction; regulation of G protein-coupled receptor signaling pathway; G protein-coupled receptor signaling pathway. The record is from RefSeq and is a predicted model, not a curated record. Bases 1 to 2013 code for a protein of 670 amino acids. The transcript is spliced from 19 exons. NCBI's taxonomy places the organism in Eukaryota, Metazoa, Chordata, Actinopteri, Elopiformes, Megalopidae.
AUGACGAUCAGGUCAAACCGCGACCAUGGACAGCAUUACCGACCCCGAAUGUCCUGCCUGAAGAAGCUAGAGGCCCUAGUGGUAGAGAUGCAAGACCCUAAAGCUGGAGUGAAAUCCCAGGAGCAGAGACUGGUCAUGACCACCAUCCCCCACGCCAUCGCCGGUCAGGACAUUGUAGCGUGGAUUGCUAAUCGUAUGAAGAUGGAUACACAAGAGGCCCUGGCUAUGGGCACCAUGAUGGUGGCAUAUGGAUACAUCUACCCUCUCCAGGACCACAAGAGACUCAUUCUCAAGCCUGAUGCCAGCCUCUACCGCUUCCAGACCCCGUACUUCUGGCCGGUGCAGAAAUGGCCAGCGGAUGACACAAACUAUGCCAUUUACCUGGCCAAGAGGAACAUUCGGAAGAAAGGAGUCCUGGAGUCGUAUGAGCAGGAGCACUACAACAAACUCCACAACUGGCUGAACCACAAGUGGGACUUCAUUGUGAUGCAGGCGAAGGAGCAGUACAGGGCGGGGAAGGAACGGAAGAAGGCUGAUCGUGUGGUGUUUGACUGCCAGGAGAGGGCCUACUGGAUCGUGCACAGACCACCGCCUCGAACCUUCAGCGCCAUGGACUACGGGCUGGACCGGCUCAUUGACCCCAAUGAGGAGGAGAAAAAGACAUUUGAUUACUACAGAAGAGUUAUCAUCUUCAUUCAGCAGUCCAUUAUGCGGUCCAGGACCAAGUCCACCGUGUCCCUUGGAGCCCUCGUCAAGUUUGCCACGACAUACAAGGACCACGACCCCUUCCUGGCGAAAUGCCUCCCCAGCAACCCCUGGCUGACUGAUGACAGCACAUACUGGGAGCUCAAUUUGCCAAACGUGGAGACCCCGACUAAGAUGCGCGUGGAACGCUGGACCUUCAGUUUCUAUGAGCUCCUCAGAGACCCCCGUGGCCGGGCCGACUUCCGGGUCUUUCUGAAGAAGGAAUUCAGCGGUGAGAACUUGGCCUUCUGGGAGGCCGCCGAGGAACUGAAGUGGGGUACUGCUGAGUCCAUGAAGGAGAAGGCCGAGACAAUUUACAAGACCUUCCUGGCCCCUGGAGCACCGCGCUGGAUCAACAUUGACCAGAAGACCAUGGACAUCACAGUGAAGGGCCUGGUCCACCCUCACCGCUACGUGCUGGACGCCGCUCAGAUCCAUGUCUUCAUGCUGAUGAAGAAGGACACAUUUGGACGGUACAUAAAGUCUCCAGUGUUCAAGGACACACAGAAGAAAGCGCUAAAUCCAGAGGAGCACAAGUUCAGUGACGCGCAGCUGGAGCAGAAUGCCCGCAACCGCAGGCCUGGGAUCCAUCCCUUAAUCCUCCAGCAACAGGAGGAGGAGGAGAAGGCCAAGCUGGCAGCCUCCGGCCCCGUGGACAUCAAGCAGCUGUGCAGAUACACCGCGCCGGUGUCCCACCUGGCUCUGUACUCGGCCCUCUACCAGACGGGGUGUGACGACCGGGCGUGGCUCUCCCCGUCGCCCGCCCUCACCACCUACUCCUCCUCCACCAGCAUAGUCACAGACGUCACGCCCAGCCCCGGGAGGGAGUGCCACGCCCACGGCAGCUCAGCUUUGGCCCGGUCCCCCUCCGUCACCGACACUGCGGCGGCGGGGCCGUCGGGCGGGCCCGGUUCCAGCGUGCCGACGGCGUCAGGGGCAUGGGGGGAGUCACCGUCACCCGCCCCCAGGCCCCGCCUGACUCUCUCCCUGCGCCGUUCCACCUCACCCAAUUUCUCCUGCCCCCUGCCCACGUGCCCCCCCGCGGAGAGCGGGUCUGCCCAGCCCCCGGGUCGCCGCACUCGCCCUCAGAUGCGCCCCAGGCCCAGGACCAUAGCGCUCUUCCUUCAGACCCCAGGGGACGACUCCUCAGAGGGCCCGAGUGACCCCAUGCACCUCCUGGAGGAGGAGCGUCGCCGCCUAGCCAGGCUCACCAUGCAAGAGAUCGUCUGCCCCUGGGACUCGCCCACCCCGCAGGACUACGUGGGAUGA